Messenger RNA from Chanos chanos (milkfish), 694 nucleotides. RefSeq names its product ephrin-A3-like. Gene Ontology annotation, cellular component: plasma membrane. The record is from RefSeq and is a predicted model, not a curated record. Lineage: Eukaryota; Metazoa; Chordata; Actinopteri; Gonorynchiformes; Chanidae. The transcript has 5 exons. Gene Ontology annotation, biological process: axon guidance; ephrin receptor signaling pathway. Gene Ontology annotation, molecular function: ephrin receptor binding. The coding region runs from base 44 to 694 and encodes 216 amino acids.
CGCGAGGUGAGGAAGACUGAAAGAAAAAGACAACAGGGGGAUUAUGGCUCUCUCAACGUUUUAUCUGUUUUUUCUAACUCUUACCUGUACAAACUUUUACCUGGUCUACGCCAAUAGACACACGGUGUACUGGAACAGUUCCAACAUACAUUUGCGUCGAGAGGGUUACACCGUCCAGGUGAACGUGAAUGAUUAUCUGGACAUUUAUUGUCCUCAUUACAACAGCAGUCAACGCGGUCCUGCCGAGCAGUACGUGCUCUACAUGGUCAGUUACCGUGGUUACCGCACCUGCGACCCACAGCUGGGCUUCAAACGCUGGGAAUGUAACCGCCCCCACGCUCCCCACGCACCAAUCAAAUUCUCCGAGAAGUUCCAGCGCUACAGCGCCUUCUCACUGGGCUACGAGUUCCACGUAGGACAUGAAUACUACUACAUCUCCACGCCCACUCAUCACCAUGGCCGCAGCUGCCUGAGAUUACGAGUGUAUGUCUGCUGCUCAACAGCUUCUGAUGUAGAGGAUGAGCCUCAGCCUACAGAGCCAGACUACACCCUCAGACCCAACAUCAAUGACAUUGAUGACUACAAUCCUGAGGUUCCCAAACUAGAGAAGAGUAUCAGUGGGAGUAGCCCGUCCAGGGACCAUCUCCUCAUCACCGUGGCAACGCUCUUCCUUGCUGCCCUCUCCAUCUCCUAG